UCUCCAAAAACUCAACUUGAUGUGAGAUGAUAGGCCUCAUGUUAUUUUGUAGUAAUGAAGAUGAGCAAAACAGCAGAGCGUGUGGGCAAAAACUUUAGCUGAAUACAAGUUUCAGCUGGUGCAGUUCAUCAAACUUCAUACUGACAUCUUCAAUUGAUAACUGUAACAAGUCCCAGAAUCCUGCUAGGUCCUGUGAAGUUGGCCGGGGCAUGGCACUGGGAUCCUGAGGAACACACAAUAAAAACAUGAGGAGCGGAGACCGGGGCAGAGAGCGACGAGGCAAGGCGGAAGAUGUCGGCGCGGCGCGGAUCGGAGAAGGAGGACUGUGGGCGCCGCGAGGAGAAGCAGCGAAGACCGAGUGAAGGAGGCGCGGGGCUGGACGAGGAGCAGGGUGUGAGCUGGCCCAUUUCCUCGCUCCAGCAGGAAGCGGCGCGACCUUCCUUCACUCGGCAGAAGACCGUCUCGGAGGAGCGGCGGAGCGGUGCGGGCUCGGAGCUCGUGGCCUGGGGUCUAGCUGAGCCCCGGUCUCCAUGCUGCAAAAGGCAGCCCAACGAGGGGCGAGCUCGGUGUGGGGGGCCUUUUUUCCAGUCAACGGCACCAUUAUUUCCCCCUACCUCUGUUUUUCCUCUUUAAGCGGGCGUCUGCUGCAAAAAACAGGCAUGGCUCCUUCCAGGAAGCCGGCGGCAGGGAAGAGCCGCUCCCAGGGGGCUGGCAAGGGAGCUGCUGGGGGGUGAAGGCCCCACCCCAGGCCCGCAGCACCUGCCACUAAAGAGGGCAGGGCAAGCAGACCCAAGGGGCCUGUGCAACCCCGGGGCAAGGUGGGGGGCAGCAGGCUACCUUUCUCCCCCUCCCCUAGCGGUGCGCAGGGAGACCCAGAGGCAGGCUCCAGCGGGCUUCGCCGGGCAGGCAAAACAGGAGUGGGGCGUGGGGUGGCGCGACCUCCUAAGAGUCGCAAGCCCGCUAGGAGGGAGGCAACAGGUGGGGCGCAAGGGGGGCAAUCCAGGGCAGACCCUGACCCCCUGGCUCUCCAGCACAUUAGCAGGGCUCUGGAGGCCCUGACAGCCAGGGUAGAGCACCUGGGGAACUCCAGGCUUGGGGCGGCUACAGCUGCCUCGGAGCCUGUAGAGGCCCCCCCUCGGAAGAAGGGCCGCAAGACGCAGAGGGGGUCAGCACGCCGGCAGGACUCUCACUCUCCAUCCUCCAGUUCAGAGCGGUCGACCAGCGGUCGGCGGGAGCGGGCUGCAAAGAGGAAGAGGUCUGGGCGCAGGAAGAAGAGACAGCAACGACGCCAUGAGGACUCAGACAGCGACUGGACCACAGGUGAGUCCUCGUCCUCUGAGGAUGGGGAGCUGGAGGGCGAUUACUGGGAGGUGGCCUCUCGGGUCCCGGGUCUUCCCAGGUGGACGCAGCGGCGGCGUCUCGGGCACCAGGGGGGCGAGGGUGACCCUCGGGAGGUAUGGGGCUCCAAGGAUAGCCCCCCGCUGCCCGCAGCCUGCACGGACGAUGAGGACCCCCCGGGCAGUCAUCUGUCUCGCAAGGCUCGAGAGCGCAUCUUGGACGGCUUUUACGUGGACAUCCUAUCGCUGCUCAGGCCGGAAGCCGAGGAUGGGAGGUCUGCACCCUCCUCAAAAAAGGAAAAGGUGCCAAAAAGGAGUCAGCCGAGCGCACGUUCGCAAACUGGCUGGAAGGCUUCACUGUCUACUUGGGGGUGGUGCAGGCCGCCUAUCCUGACAGGGGUUGGCACCUCUCAAACCACUUAGGAAAUGUUCUGAGGGCCCGUGCCCUCGCCGGGGACAUGGCGGCCCUGGAUUACGACGAGGCCUUUCGCAAGCGGGCCUCUCAUAACCCCAGGGCUCAUUGGGACCUCAUCAACCAGAAGCUAUGGCUCUGGCUGGUGGGACCCCACAUGAAGGGCAGGGGAGAGGGCCCCCGCACUGGCCGCUGGCCUUACCGCAGGGAGCGGGGCAGGGGCCUGUGCUGGGAAUACAACCAAGGGAAGUGCCAGCGGCCCAGGUGCCGUCUCGAGCACAAUUGCGAUGCCUGCGGAGGGCCCCACUCCCGCCUGGCUUGCCCCCGCGGUUCAGCUGCCCCCCAGCCCUUUUGAGGCAGCCGGCCCUCCAACAACGGCACACGCAGGGAGGGAGGGUCGGGUCCCACAGCUUCCCAGCCUGCCAGCAGCGGGAACUAGUCACUUCUGUGGGCUGGGGGGCCUGGCCCGCACCCCCAUCAGGCUCCAUGCCCUCACCCCCCUCCUGGCAAGAUACCCAGACAGGCAGGCUGCCCGGUUCCUGCGGGAGGGCUUCUCUUCUGGCUUUCGUAUCCCCUUCACUGGCCCCCGCGUGGCAGCCACAUCCAGCAACCUCAGGUCAGCCAGGGAGUUGCCAGAGGUGCUCGCUGCCAAAAUUAACAAGGAGGUAGCCGCAGGGAGGGUGGCAGGGCCGUUUAACAGCCCCCCUCUGCCCAACCUCAGGGUCUCCCCACUGGGGGUGGUACCCAAGAAAACCCCGGGCGAGUUCCGCCUCAUACACCAUCUUUCGUACCCCAGGGGCUCCUCAGUGAACGAAGCCAUCCCACCCGAGCUGUGUUCGGUGAGGUACGCCUCAUUCGACCAUGCAGUUCGGCUAGUGCGGGCUUGCGGGAGGGGGGCCCUCAUGGCCAAGUGCGACAUCCAGUCGGCAUUCCGGCUCCUGCCCAUCCACCCCAGCGACCAGUGCUUGCUGGGAUUCAAGUUUCGUGACCGCUGGUACGUGGAUAAGGCCAUGCCCAUGGGUUGCUCGGUCGCCUGUGCGGCCUUCGAGACCUUCAGCACCUUCCUGGAAUGGGUUGCCAAGGACCGCAUGGGGGCCCCCUUUGUUAGUCACUACCUGGACGACUUUAUCAUCAUGGCCCCCCCUAACAGCCCGGCCUGCGCCGACCGCCUCCGCAUCUUCCAGGAGCUAGCGGCUGAGCUAGGCGUCCCCCUGGCAGAAGAAAAGACAGAGGGGCCUUCUCCCCGCCUCACCUAUCUGGGCAUCGAGCUGGACUCGGUGGCUGGGCUUUCCCGGCUGCCGGCAGACAAGCUGGCUCGCCUCCGGGACCUCCUGACGGGGACACUUGCUCGCAAGAAAUGCACCCUCAGGGAGUUGCAGUCGAUAAUUGGCCACCUGAACUUCGCCUGCAGGGUGGUCUCCCCAGGGCGGGCCUUUUGCGCGCGGCUUACCAGGGCCUGCCGGGGGGUUAUUUCCCCUCACCACCACAUUCGCCUCACCAAGGGCAUCAAGGCAGAUCUUGAGGUCUGGCUGAGAUUCCUGUCCGGUUUCAAUGGCGUCGCCCUGUGGCAGGCCCCCCUCGACCUGGGCACCGCGCUCCAGGUUCACUCAGACGCAGCCGGGAGCCUGGGGUUCGGGGUUUUCUUCAGGGGCUGGUGGUGCGCCCAGCCAUGGCCCCCCUCGUGGGCGAGUGCAGGGGUCCUUCGGGACCUCACAUUCUUGGAGUUCUUUCCCAUACUGGUGGCGGUCUCCAUCUGGGGGGACCUCCUGCGGGACAAGCGGGUGGUGUUCUGGUGCGACAACCAGGCCACGGUCAGGGUCAUCAACAGGCAGUCCUCUUGCUCCGAGAGGGUGAUGCGCUUGGUUUGCCGCUUUGUCUUGACCUGUUUGGCCACUAACAUUACCUUCUCAGCCCGUCAUGUAGCAGGUGUGGAUAAUGGCCUUGCAGACACGUUGUCUCGGUUCCAGAUGGAGAGGUUCUUCGCACUGGCGCCAGAGGCUCAACGCAUCCCGGAUCCCUUCCCGGAGGAAUUGUGGCUGGCUGGCGGGACAUCGUGAUGCAGGGAGUACUUAGCUCAGUUGCGCCCUCCACACUCAGGGCCUACACGGCGGCAAUGGAGCGCUUCGUGGGUUUUACCUGGGGGGCGGGCGGGGGGGCUGCCCUCCCCCCUUCUGAGGAUGAGGUGCUGUGAUACCUGGCCCACCUGCGUGUGCUGGGGCGGGCCCCCCACUCCAUGUGGAAAGAGCUUGCAGCGGUAUCCUUCUUCUGUAAGGCCCUAGGGUUUCCCGACCCAUGCCGUGGCUUCAUUCCCCGCAGGGCCGUCGAGGGUUGGGCCAGGCUGGCUCCGCCUCCCGCCGACAGGAGGCGCCCCAUUUCUCUUUCCAUCCUGCGUCAUCUCCUGGGGGUCCUUCCCAACUGCUGCUGGUCCUCCUUCGAGGCUCAACUGUUCCACACAGCCUUUACCCUGGCCUUCUUCGGGGCGCUGCGGGUCGACGAGCUGGUGGCGGGCUCCCGGAAUGACCCAAGCGGCAGGGCGCUCAGCCUCGCGGACGUCUCCUGGUCCCCCCAGCAAGUGUCCAUCACGAUCCGUCGCUCCAAGAUGGAUCAACGGGGAAGGGGGGUCACCCUAUGCCUGCGGGCCACCCGGCGGGGGUCAGUUUGCCCGGUUCGGGCGGUGGGCGCUUACCUGGGCAUUCGCCCUCCCCUCCAGGGCCCCUUUCUCAUACACAGGGAUCACUCCAGCUGGGGACAGGACAUCUGGCUCCAAGACCUCCAGGAUGGCCUCUUGGACUGGGUCAGCGGUAGGAGUGUUGGCAGGAGCCACGGGUGGCUCUAGUGGCGGUGGGCAUUGGAUCAGAUCACUUUUUGGGGAGUUGGGGGCCUCCGCGUUGGGGGUUGAGGUCCAUCGGCUGGCAGGCGGGUCAGCCGAUGUUGUUCUGGGAUCUGAUCCACAUGCUGCGCCAAUACUCCUUACUGCUGUUUCAAUAAAGUUGUGGCCAUGUUUUCUCCAAGCUUUGUGUGGUCUGGGUUUGUACAAGCGUCCUCCUCCCUCCCCCCAUCGGUGCUAGGCGGCAAACGCUUAGCGGAGCAUGAGGAUGGAAGAGAGCCAAUGUGGUAUAGUGGUUGGAGUGUUAAUUUAAGAUUAGGGAGACAAGCGUAAAUCCUCACUCACCAUCACAUUCACCAUUAAAUUUAUCAGAUGUCCCCUGAGCCUACCACUCUCUCUCAGCUAACCUACGUCAUAGAAGAAAAGGGCCAUAUAUUUUGUCCUGAGUUUCUUGAAGUAAGGACAGGAUUUAAAAAGACAUUGAAACACAUCUCCAAAUUAUAUUAUUUUUAUCGUAUUUAUAUCCCGCCCUCCCCGCAAGCAGGCUUCACUUCAGCUAGUAGAUUAGGUUUAUACCACAUGUUGUGUGGUACAAAUUCAUUCUCUAUGCCCAGUUUUCAACUAGGGUACUCCUGUGUACUGCAAUCCAGUGGGUAGGAUUUAACGAAACAUGUAGGUAAGUACUCUUGUGUUUCUCCAGACAAUCUAGAUUUUCUCCAAAAUUUAUGCUUAAAAAAAUGUCUGCAGUGGUAGUCAUUGAAUGCUAGUGGUAGUCAUUGAGUCGGUCCAUUCUACCCUUAUUUAAGAAGAUUAUACUUCUUUCCUAGGCACUCCAAUCAGAAAAAAAUACUACAACAUUUCCAGAGUUGCUCUUCUGUUGCUUUAUGUCCUCUGGUCACAAGAGGGCUCCCUUGUACCACUGAAAUGUAUAUAAAUCAAUAAUGCAUACUAGUGCUUCAUGCUAUCAGCAUUGGCUCUUCAAAAACGGUAUUAACAGAGAUGCUUCAUCUUGAGACAUACUUGAAUUUGAUCUUAUUCAGAAAUUAUAUAUAUAACUGUUUGACUAUUUCAAGUGUUAUAGCCCCAGUGCACUAGCAACACACUGAUUGUUAAAAAAAUUCCACUAAUUAUCAAUGCAGAUAGCCGUUCAGUAGCUAUUAAAAAAGCUUACCAUGUGAUAGCGGUAACUGUAUAUUUAUUUAUUUAUUUUCAAUUUUUAUUCCACCCUCCCCACAUUUCCAGCAGGCUCAGGGCGGAAUAGACAGGUAAGCUUUGCAACUUCCGUGCUCCAUGUUUUUUUAUCCCUGCUUGCUGAAUUGCUGGCCAGGUGGUAAUACUGUAACUUAUAAUGUCUUUAUGUUUUGCUACAAAUACAGCUGGUAGUUUUCUGGGCAACUACCUCAACGCUUUAUCAGUUGCUGUUCUGUUUCCACCCUUAGAGGGGAUGUCAGCCCAUAACUUGAUUAUGUUGGCUGUCUGUCACAAUUUAUUAGAUGCCUGGCUUGGUUAUAAAAUGUAUAGGAUUAAUUCUUCAUACAUCUCCAACUUAGGAAACAACAUUCUGACUAUUAGCUACUUUCUUCUUGCCUAUUUUUUCUUACACUGUUUCUAUUUUGAUACAAAAUGAUUUCCUUUUCGUUGCAUUCUCUUGUAUUCACUAUAGCACACAGCUUCCAAUUUUGAAUGGUUAGAUGCAAGGGAUCAAUCCCAAAUGUUCUAGCUAUAGGAUUAAAUAUGUUGUCCAACUUUUCAUUGUAACUUUAAUUAUUUACAAAUUAAACACUUGAACAUACUUUAACUACUGUAAGUUCUUUGACAGUUAUUAAGUGCUUAAAGUAGGGGUGUGUGAUUUCAUAUACCUGGUCUGAAAAUAUACCAAAAAAUACCUUACCGGUAUUUUGGGGUGUAUUUGGGAAACCUGCAUCAUUUCAGAAUUCUCUGCUAUGCAUUCUCAAAUAAUCUGGAAAUAUGCAGGUUAUUCAGGAACCAUGGGAUAGCAUGAUUCCAUGUUGUUGCUCCUGUUAGUUUAUCGCAUCUGAUGAAGAGAACUGUGGUUCUCGAAAGCUUAUGCUACAAUGAAGUCGGUUAGUCUUAAAGGUGCAACUGGACUCUUUACUAUUUCCCAUGACCACUGUGCCCCAUCUCUUUGUGAACUCUGUAAUUUGUUCUAAGAGUUUCUCAUCCAAGUCUUCUGCUUGCUCUGGUGGUCUAUAGCACCACCAUAGUGGCACUAUUAUUUCAUAUUCCUUUUAUUUUUACUCUCAACUGAACUUCCAUGCUAAGAUACAUGUAUUUCCUCACGUAUACACAUCCUUUACAUAUAAUGCUACUCCUCCCCCCUUCCUUGUCUAUCUUUUGAACAAGUUGUAUCCCUCAGUCCUUGUAAUCCAAUUGUAGUGUCAUUCCACCAAAUUUCAAUAAUGUCUAUUAUGUCAUAGUCCCCUUCCUGUAUUCGGACGUCACAUUCCUCCUGCUUGUUUCCCAUACUCUGUGCAUUUGUUUACAGACAUCGAAAGCCAUGAGUUAUAUGCCCUGAGGUUUUUGUUUCUGUGCUUACCUGCAAGUUAAUGUUUCCUAGCAUAUGUUCCACUCCCUGCAGGUCUUCAGUGUUCCGUUCUCCAGUUACAGGGUUUGAAUUUUUGACUCUCUCCCCCAUAGGAUUUAGUUUAAAGCCCUCCUUAUAAGGUUUGCAAGAAGAUGCACCAGAAGCAGGUUCUGACAGGUGUACUAAAGCACUUUCUGAUCAGCGACAUGAGCACUUGCUAGAACUCUACCCACUCUAUGCUUGAGCAUUUGGAGGAGCAGAAGAGCACCCUCACAAGAGAGUCAAUUCACCCAAGAGGACUGGCUGACCAUCUCCAAGACAGUGGAGGAUUUUAGGUCCUCUAAGGACUUCAGUGUGACAGUCUUGUCAGAUAUGGCAACUGUGGGUCUGGUCAUUCCACUGAUCCAAACACUUCAGAGGAAGAGGGCUUCCUUUCUGGACUCAGGUGUACGAUGUGCAGACCUUGUUCCAACAGUACACAUUCUCGUAAGAAGGCUACAAGAGGGCAUCAAAUCCCACCUGCAACCUCUGACUGAACAAAGAAUGAACAUAUAGUUGACCAUGUGUGACCUAUGCAUCAAGGGCAGCCUUGCCGAGUGGGCUGGCAAGCUCAUCAGCUUGAAAGAUGAGCUGUGUUAUGAGUAGACAUGGGCAUGAAUGGAAAAAAAAACCCGAACACCCUGUUUGUUGUUUGGUGCCAUCCACAAACAAUGAACAACAAACAUGGACAAACAUGGACUGUUCCUGGACAUAUUCGUUGUUUGUGGGGGCCAGAACUACCCCCACCCCAACCCCCCACUUAGCUCCUCCUUCCCUCAAACUCACUUACGUGGCCCUUUAAAGAUCCCUUUAAACUAUCAGCUGGCAGGCGGCAGGGAGGAUUCCCCCCUGCCACCUGCCAGCUGAUAGUUUAAAGGGCCCUUUCCUGCCACGUGCAAAGAGCAGGGCCAUUUAAACAUCCCACAAACUGACCUUCCCAAUGUCCAAUACCCAUCAAAUUUGCAGGUGACAUAGUCCUCACUGUCCUCUGAAGACCCCCAAAGUUUCAGAGAGAUUGCACCCUGGAAAAGGCAUGAUCCAUGGGUCUCCCUGUUGGCUGUCAUUUUCUCUUCACAGUGGCAAAAAUGGGACUCUCUGUUGGAAGUACUUUGAAGGGUUAAAGCCAGAAGGAAAGCCGGAAGGAGUUCAGACAGACUUCAGUCCCUCCCUGCCUCCGGUUGCCAAGGGGAUUGAUUGCAGGUGCCAGACUGUCUGGCUUGCCGAACGGCUGCCGAAGGCAAUGAACAAGGCUUUUAAUGACUACCUGUUCGUUUAGGAUGUGGCCUCAUGAACAGCUUGCUUGCGAACAGCAGAUUGGGCUGUUCGUGGGUUUUUUCUGUUUGUAAUGCUGUUCUUGCCCAUGUCUAGUUAUGAGCCCCUUUCUUUCUCUCAGAUUUUGCCUUUAACCUUUGUCUUUUUGCUCACUCUGGGUAGAUUGCUGCCACCAGGAAUUAUAUUCCAAAAUAAUUUAAAUUUCCCCUUUAAUAACGCGCCCAUAAGUUAGGCUUCUUCGUGGUACUAUGUGGCCCUGAGGAUAGGAAUGGGAUAUAGGAAUAACAGAUACUCUGGGAUAAG
Messenger RNA from Eublepharis macularius, 8735 nucleotides. RefSeq lists its product as uncharacterized. The record is from RefSeq and is a predicted model, not a curated record. The transcript has 3 exons. Lineage: Eukaryota; Metazoa; Chordata; Lepidosauria; Squamata; Eublepharidae. The coding region runs from base 2037 to 3806 and encodes 589 amino acids.